UCAGUCUUCUAGUUUACGUUAUCUUGUGAUGUUCACGUGAAGUUAUUUUUUUUUUUUUAUUGCGUUUUUAAAGAUUAAUAUUAAUCUAUAUAAUAAGAUUAAUUAUUAUUUUUAAUUAGUGAUUUAAUUGUUUAUUAUGGCUAAAAUUCGUCAUAUCAACUUUUUGUUGCUCAUGCAACUAACUGCAUUUGCAAUGGCCGAGAGUAAGUCAAAGACAAUCAAGUUAAUAACGGUUCAGAGUUGGGGAUCGGCUAAUGGAAAACCGGUGGAUAAAUAUACGUUAAAAAAUAAUGCUGGCCAAGAAGUAGAUAUCAUUACAUACGGUGCAACAAUAACUGGUAUCAGAUUACCGGACAAACAUGGCAAUGUUGAGGACAUCCUUCUUGGUUUCGAUGAUAUCUCUGGUUAUUUAUCUUCCGAUAAUCCGUACUUUGGUGCAACCGUUGGAAGAGUGGCAAAUCGUAUCGCUAAGGGUAGUUUCGUUAUCGACGGACAAAAAUAUCAAGUAUCGAGAAAUAUUGGAGAGAAUAGUCUUCACGGUGGUAUCAAGGGUUGGAGUUUUAAAGUAUGGAACGCUACCAUCGAAAAUGGGGCUGUAAUAAUGACUCUGUUAAGCGAGGAUGGGGACGAAGGUUAUCCUGGUGCUGUGAUAGCAUCGGCAACAUUUACAUUGUCGAAUGAUGGAGAAUUAUCGAUUGAAAUGAAAACUUUUACUACUAAACCGACACCAAUUAAUUUAACUAAUCACGCGUAUUUCAAUCUUGCCGGUCAUGGAACAAAUGCAGAAGAAUUAUACAAACAUCGAAUUGUUCUUAACGCUGAUCGUUGGACUGUUACCGAUGCGGACAGUAUUCCUACAGGAGAAAUUAGGUCAGUCAAGAACAGUAUCAUGGAUCUUAGAAAUCCUACGGUUCUUGGCGAUGUCAUUGAUAAAGUACCAGGUGGAGGAUACGAUUACAAUUUCUGUUUACCCGAAAAUAAAGAUAAUGGCAAUAAAAAUAGAUUAGUUGCGGAAGUCCAUCAUCCCAGUUCAGGUAGACACAUGACAGUUGUCUCGAAUCAACCAGGAGUUCAAUUAUAUACAGCCAAUUCUUUACCUGCUUCUAAUACCACCGGUAUACUUGGCAAAAAUGGUAAACAUUAUUUCCGACACGGUGCUCUCUGUUUGGAAACACAAAAUUAUCCUGACGCUGUUAAUCACCCCAACUUUCCAAAUAGUGUUUUGAGGCCGGGACAAUUGUACCUGCACACUGUCUCUUACAAGUUCGGGAUUAAGAAUUAAAUGAAUGUUUACAAUUAUGAGAAGUAUAAAAGAGGUAUAACUAAAUAAAAUAAUAUUAAUUCUGCAUUUUUAA
Messenger RNA from Polistes dominula (European paper wasp), 1355 nucleotides. RefSeq names its product galactose mutarotase. The record is from RefSeq and is a predicted model, not a curated record. Lineage: Eukaryota; Metazoa; Arthropoda; Insecta; Hymenoptera; Vespidae. Gene Ontology annotation, molecular function: carbohydrate binding; aldose 1-epimerase activity. Gene Ontology annotation, biological process: beta-D-galactose catabolic process via UDP-galactose, Leloir pathway; glucose metabolic process.